This is a messenger RNA of Prorocentrum cordatum, 1212 nucleotides long. NCBI's taxonomy places the organism in Eukaryota, Dinophyceae, Prorocentrales, Prorocentraceae. The record is from the annotation of a GenBank genome assembly.
AUGCGGUCGGUCCUGCGCUUCCUCCGGUCACAGGGCGCCCAUCGCGACUGUGCUGAUUUUCCGUGCUGCUCGCCUCCUGCAGAGGCGUACGCAGAGGGGGACGCCGUGAAGGCGUUGCCGAGCGAGGACGACGGGGGGAGCACCAGGUGCCCCACCCUCGAUUUGCCAGGGCAGCACGGCGACGCCCGCGACGCCUGCCUCGCGGAGGCCAUGCAGGGCAUGGGCGACGCCGACGCGGCUAGAUGGGCCUGGGGCGCCGAGCUGGGCAUGGCGAGUGAGGACGUGACGAUCGAGAAGGUCAUCGCCAGCGGCAGCACCUCCGAAGUCUUCUGCGGCGCCUGGCAGGGCCGCCAGGUCGCCGUGAAGCGCCUGACGGGGGGUGGCCAGAAGAGGGCAAGCGCCUUCGUCCGGGAGCUGGGCGUGAUGUCGCGUCAGCAGCACCCGAAUCUGGUCCGCCUGCUCGGGUUCUGCCAUGACGAGGGCGCCUUCGACAUGGUGCUCGAGUUCUGCCGGGGCGGCUCCCUGUUCCACCUGCUGCACACGUCCGAGGUAGACGUGGUGCCCACUCAGCAGCUCAAAGUUGCGAGAGACGUCGCCGAGGGCAUGGUGUACCUCCACGGGCUGGCGACGCCGGUCCUCCACCGCGACCUGAAAUCCCUGAACAUCGUGCUCCAGGAGCCUGUCUGCUCACCAGGCGACGUGCCGCUUGCAAAAGUUACGGACUUCGGCCUCGCGAAGAUUCGCAUGGGCCCAGCACAGCACGGAGUCGCUCGGCCCAUCGGCGGCGAGCCGGGACAGGGCUGUGACGCGGCAGCUACUUCGAGGUUGUCGACGCCCUGCGCUCCCUUCGUCCCCGGAUCGAUCUGCGACAGCGCGGAAGGCGGCAGCGACUGGGCUAUGACACGCUCAGCGGGCACCCUGCAGUGGAUGGCGCCAGAGAUCCUGGCUGGGCGCACCGACUACUACCUGGAGGUCGACGUGUACGCCUACGGUAUGCUGCUCUUCGAGAUCAUGUGCUUCGAGCCCCCCUUCGUGGACAUGGAGGCCGCGGAGGUCUCGCGGCUCGUCUUGCAGGGCGUGAGGCCCAAGAUCGACGUCGAGUGCGCGACGGCGGUGCCCCUCGAGAAGCUGACGCGGGCUUGCUGGGCGCAGGAGCCCAGCGAGCGGCCCACCUUCUUCUCCCUGAAGGUGGAGCUGGAGGGUCUGGCAUAG